AUGGCGAAGGAAGGCCUGGAGGAAGCCCUCCUGGUCGCGAGCCGCGCGACGGAUGGAGGCGGCGACGAGGGCCUGGGGCUGGGGGUGCGCGACGAGGUGAAGAAGCAGCUGUGGCUGGCCGGGCCGCUCAUCGCCGGCGCGCUGCUGCAGAACCUGAUCCAGAUGAUCUCGGUCAUGUACGUCGGCCACCUCGGCGAGCUCGCCCUCGCCGGCGCCUCCAUGGCCAGCUCCUUCGCCACCGUCACCGGCUUCAGCCUCCUGCUUGGAAUGGCGAGUGCACUGGACACCCUCUGCGGCCAAGCAUACGGAGCCAGGCAAUACCACCUCCUCGGCGUCUACAAGCAGCGGGCGAUGGUGAUCCUCACCCUGGUCAGCAUCCCCCUGGCCGUGGUGUGGUUCUACACUGGCGAGAUCCUGCUCCUGUUCGGGCAGGACCCCGACAUCGCCGCGGAGGCCGGCACCUACGCGCGCUGGAUGAUCCCGGCGAUCUUCGCGUACGGGCUGCUGCAAUGCCAUGUCCGGUUCCUGCAGACGCAGAACAUCGUGCUCCCGGUGAUGGCGAGCGCCGGCGCGGCCGCGGCGUUCCACCUCCUCGUCUGCUGGCUGCUCGUGUACGUCGCCGGGAUGGGCAGCAAGGGCGCCGCGCUCAGCAACGCCGUCUCCUACUGGGUCUACGUGAUCGUGCUGGCUGUGUACGUCAGGGUGUCGGGCUCCUGCAAGGAGACGUGGACGGGGUUCUCCACGGAGGCGUUCCGCGACGUGCUCAGCUUCUUCCGGCUCGCCGUCCCGUCGGCCCUCAUGGUCUGCCUGGAGAUGUGGUCGUUCGAGCUCAUAGUGCUCCUGUCAGGCCUUCUUCCCAAUCCAAAGCUGGAGACUUCGGUGCUGUCCAUCAGCCUCAACACCGCUGCCUUCGUAUGGAUGAUCCCCUUUGGCCUCGGCUCUGCCAUAAGCACCCGUGUCUCAAACGAGCUCGGAGCGGGGCGCCCCGACGCUGCCCGGCUUGCGGUGCGUGUCGUCGUCUUGUUGGCCAUGGCGGAAGGACUGAUCAUGGGGUUGGUGCUGAUCUGCAUCAGAUACGUCUGGGGGCAUGCCUACAGCGACGUGGAGGAGGUUGUGACUUACGUUGCCUGGAUGAUGCUCAUCAUCUCGGUGUCCAACUUCUUCGACGGAAUCCAGUGCGUGCUUUCAGGGGUGGCUAGAGGCUGUGGAUGGCAGAAGAUUGGUGCUUGGAUCAAUCUUGGUGCCUACUAUAUCGUCGGCAUCCCCUCGGCCUACCUCAUAGCCUUUGUCUUGCAAGUCGGCGGGACGGGGCUCUGGUUGGGCAUCAUCUGUGGCCUGAUGGUGCAAGUCCUGUUGCUCAUGACCAUCACGAUAUGCACAGACUGGGAUAGAGAGGCGGAUAAGGCAAAGGACAGGGUAUUCAGUUCUUCUCUCCCAACAGAUUUCGCAACUGAAGACCAUACCUAG
Molecule: messenger RNA, 1467 nt
Organism: Triticum turgidum subsp. durum (durum wheat)
Lineage: Eukaryota; Viridiplantae; Streptophyta; Magnoliopsida; Poales; Poaceae
Source: the annotation of a GenBank genome assembly